GUGCUGGAACACUCUGUCAUCUGAGAUCAAUAAAAGGAGGAUUAUUUUCAGUGCCAGAAUUGACGUGGUUACUUCCAGCAUGAAUUUUAGAGUUUAAUCUAAAUUCUUCAAAAGUAAGAGCUUUCUGCUUUCCUGAAUCCACAGCAGACCAGAGCCAGCAAGAAGAGAGGAGGUGGAAGAAAGCACUUGGAGAGAACUGAACAUUUGCACUGGUGCUGUAAACUGCUUUUGUGGUAAAAGGACCCCUCUGAGCCAGAAAGAUGCGUGAGUAUACCGAAAAGAAGGAAACAUGUGGGACCAUCUGUCUGAAGUACUUGCUCUUCAUCUUCAACUUCUUUUUCUGGCUGGCUGGUGGGGCUGUGAUGGCAGUGGGCACCUGGACCCUCGCUGAGAAGAGUGACUACAUCAGCCUGCUCUCCUCCAGCACGUAUUCCGCAACUGCUUAUAUUCUGGUGGUGGCUGGGGUGGUGGUCAUGGUUACUGGCAUCCUCGGUUGCUGUGCCACCUUCAAAGAGCGUCGGAAUUUGCUGAGAGUGUACUUCAUAUUGCUGCUGUGCAUCUUUCUCCUGGAGAUCAUUGCUGGAAUCCUGGCCUAUAUCUACUACCAGCAGCUGAGCAUGGAGCUGAAACAAAAUCUGAAGAACACCAUGACCCAGAAGUACCGGAAGGAGGGAGAAGAGAGUGUUACCAGUGCCGUAGACAAACUGCAGCAGGAGUUCAAGUGCUGUGGGAGCAAUAACCACACGGACUGGGCUGACAGCCUGUGGAUCAAAUCUUCAGAGGCCAAUGGGCGGAAAGUCCCAGACAGCUGCUGUAAGACGAUAACUGACCUGUGUGGGCGAAGAGACCAUCCUUCCAACAUCUACAAGGAGAGCGGUUGCAUUACCAAGCUGGAAAACUUCAUUCAAGAGCAUCUGAAAAUUAUUGGGGCAGUGGGGAUCAGCAUUGCUUGUGUGCAGAUCUUUGGGAUGAUUUUCACCUGCUGCUUGUACAAGAGUUUAAAGUCAGAACCAUAUUAAUAGCUGUGGGAACACUGUUGCUCCCCUUCUGCCACUUCCCUUAGCACCUGCCAACCUGACCACUCUCCAUCACCACCACCAAAGUGUCUGUAACCUGAGGACUUGGCUCUAUAAUUAAAUGCCUUUAGAACCAUGCACCGCCUUACCUGCCCCUCUGGGGGAAAAUCACCCUCCUUGUUGUGUACAAGGCAGCCGGGAGCUCAGCGGUUCCUCUUCUGUGUCAAGAAACAAAAGAGCUGUGGAUCUUCUGCUAGAAGCUUUAGCGAAACAGUCCCUUGUUAUAACUAUGAAGCAAGAUUUAUCCAAGGCCACUUCUCUUGAGGCUUCUCCUGAGCCAACAUGAAGCUAUCAGGAUGCUGUACAAGAAUCACAGUUUGCUUUCUGAGAAGUGGCUCAGCAGCACUGGGCAUUGACACUGAGGACAGAUGAUGUUUCUGUGCUGAGCUGGAGUCAGAGCUGAGUUUCUCAUACAUGGAAGAUUUCUCUCCCUCCUCCCAAGAGUGCACCAACAUCCUAACACAGUUGUUUUCACCUGAGAGGAUGCCUGCCUGGCUGAUUGGGGCAGGAGCUACUUGUCCUGCUAACUGGGAGCACAACUUGGUGCAGCUGAAAUCUGGUGGUGACUCUCAUGUUGCCAAGAUGUGAGUGCCUUAGGAUUUCUCAGCACUUCCUCCUCUUCCUUGAAGCUUCCCCCAACACAGUGCCAUUAGGAGCCACAAGAGGCCUUUUUCUUCCUACCAAUUCUGGUGGAAAGAUGAUGGACUACUUUCUAAUUCUGUCUGUCUUAUUGAGUGGCUUCUAGCAUGAGUGAGAACACUCUUCCUCCUACCUAUCCCCUGCUGAGGUUUGGUGAAGAGCUGGUCUGUUGUGGGGCUGGCAUAUCUUGCUUCCCUUUGGCCUGUUCAGUUAGGGGAAAUACCUUCUUCAUCUGUUACCAUACAUGUAGGGACAUGCCCUUGGCUUGAUUUUUCUAGUUAAACCCUCCAGGCUUGCCUCCCUUGGGCAGGAAAUGAAUAUAUACAAAUGUUUUAUCAGCCUCCAAAGACCUCAUUAAUCAAGUGAGGGUUUUCUGGCUUUUAUCUGGAAGCCCACUUUACUGGUUACUGCUGAGAAAGUCAGGAGAGUCAGUUUGAACCAGCUGGCCCAGUAUACUUGGUAAAUUGGUAGUGUUGGGUUAACUGUUUGCUGCAGUGGAAUAGAUUUUAAUUAAAUAUUGUCUGUGCAUUGGGAUACUGUAUACAUACAGGACACAGACAUCACUGCUGCCAUGGACUUGGUGCCAGCAGGUUCUCAGCCUGAAUUCAUGGUAUCUUGUGUGCCUCUCAUCCCUCAUUCCUGGUGUGCCUUUUAUACACAUGAAGCAGCAAGGGCCAUGGGAUUUUGGUGUUUCUGAGCAGUGAAGACAGGCUCAGACUUCUGUAAACAAAUUUAUUCCCUCUCUUGGGCUUUUAGCGAUGCUGGCUGAGCCCUGUCCCUGGCAGCAGACAGCCAACACAAGCAAAAUCAUCCAGACCACUAAAGGGUCUUGCAGCAUUGUGGGGUUUUUGGUUCACAGAGCAGAAAUCUUGGACUGGCACUAAAGGGUGACAUGCUAAAAUUCAGAGCAGGUCAAUUUGAAACUCCCUCAUCAUCAGCCUCAAGAAAUAAUCCUUGACUAAUGCUGAAAAGAGAGGUGGAGGAACUGAGGUGUAUCCUUGGUUCCACAGCAGUAGGAAAGAAAUCUAAAUUAUUGUGUAAUGACCUAAAGGAGAAAUCUCUAAAUUAUUUCUUGUUUUAUAGUAAAGUUCCUUAACAAGUAUUGACUACUAACUAAGAGGAAAAUAUUGAGCAUGUUGCUUGAAGCAAUAUUUCUAGUUUCUUAAGCAUAUCUUCAUAGCUGCCUUUGCCCAUUCCCUUCAAAGACAAUGUACAGGGUUGGGAGAGGCCAGGAAGAAUGAGAUAUGAACAGUAAGUUGGCUUUUGUACACUGAGUUGUUUUAUACUUUUUCUCUGUGUAACAAUAUUCAUUGCUUUUGGAUUUUUUUUAACCCAGUUUAAGUUGCUGGCCAAUAGAAAAAUAAAGCUUAAGGUUCUGUACUGACUCUGUGCCGCAAAA
Molecule: messenger RNA, 3114 nt
Organism: Chiroxiphia lanceolata (lance-tailed manakin)
Lineage: Eukaryota; Metazoa; Chordata; Aves; Passeriformes; Pipridae
Gene: CD151
Product: CD151 molecule (Raph blood group)
Exons: 9
Coding region: 261-1019 (252 amino acids)
Cellular component (GO): membrane
Source: RefSeq, a predicted model, not a curated record